This is a messenger RNA of Soboliphyme baturini, 450 nucleotides long. NCBI's taxonomy places the organism in Eukaryota, Metazoa, Nematoda, Enoplea, Dioctophymatida, Soboliphymatidae. The record is from the annotation of a GenBank genome assembly.
UUGCAGAUAUUUUGUCUUCACGGCGGGCUUUCGCCAAGCAUUGAUACACUCGACCACAUCAGAUCUAUUGAUCGAUUGCAGGAAGUGCCGCACGAGGGACCUAUGUGUGAUCUUCUUUGGUCUGAUCCGGAUGAUAGAGGAGGAUGGGGAAUAUCACCUCGAGGUGCUGGAUACACGUUUGGGCAGGAUAUAUCCGAAACAUUCAGUCACACUAAUGGCAUAUCGUUGAUUUCACGGGCCCAUCAGCUAGUGAUGGAAGGUUAUAAUUGGUGCCAUGAUCGACAGGUGGUGACCGUGUUUUCUGCCCCGAAUUAUUGUUAUCGUUGCGGGAAUCAAGCUGCAAUUAUGGAGCUCGAUGAUAGUUUACAAUAUUCAUUCCUGCAGUUCGAUCCUGCUCCACGGCGGGGCGAGCCGCACGUUACGCGUAGAACGCCCGACUAUUUCCUGUGA